Molecule: messenger RNA, 336 nt
Organism: Letharia columbiana
Lineage: Eukaryota; Fungi; Ascomycota; Lecanoromycetes; Lecanorales; Parmeliaceae
Exons: 1
Coding region: 1-336 (111 amino acids)
Molecular function (GO): protein binding
Source: RefSeq, a predicted model, not a curated record
AUGUCAACGCUCAAGGUGGAUUGCUAUGGCAACGCUCUGCAGGCAGCGUCAUCAGGAGGUUAUGACAAAGUGGUACAGAUACUGCUUGAGAAAGGGGCUGAUGUCAACGCUCAAGGUGGAGACUAUGGCAACGCUCUGCAGGCGGCGUCAUAUGGAGGUCAUGAGAAAGUGGUGACGAUGCUGCUCGACAACGGAGCUGAUGUCAACGCUCAAGGUGGAGACUAUGGCAACGCUCUGCAGGCAGCGUCAUCAGGAGGUUAUGACAAAGUGGUACAGAUACUGCUCGAUAAAGGGGCUGAUGUCAAGGCGCAAGGUGGGAAAUAUGUUAGGUGGUAA